This is a messenger RNA of Metschnikowia bicuspidata var. bicuspidata NRRL YB-4993, 558 nucleotides long. Its product is annotated as Arf family GTPase. Gene Ontology annotation, cellular component: cytoplasm; microtubule cytoskeleton. NCBI's taxonomy places the organism in Eukaryota, Fungi, Ascomycota, Pichiomycetes, Serinales, Metschnikowiaceae. Gene Ontology annotation, biological process: protein folding. The transcript has a single exon. Bases 1 to 558 code for a protein of 185 amino acids. The record is from RefSeq and is a predicted model, not a curated record. Gene Ontology annotation, molecular function: GTP binding; GTPase activity.
AUGGGAUUACUAAGCAUCAUCCGCAAGCAAAAAGAGAAAGACAGCGAAAUCCGAGUGUUGGUGCUCGGCCUAGACAAUUCGGGGAAAACCACCAUUAUUCGGAAACUCAUGGGCUGCGACACGCAAAGCGUCGCGCCCACCAUGGGAUUCCAGAUCCACACGUUUGCAUGGCAGGACUUCCACAUCAACGCCUGGGACAUUGGCGGCCAGCUGACGCUCCGCAGCUUCUGGGGCAAUUAUUUCGAUAGUGUGGACGUCGUGGUGUGGGUCGUGGACGGCACAAGUGUCGAGAGAUUGCACGAGCUGUACGACGAGCUUCGAAGUAAAGUGGUGCAACAGGAGCAGUUGGCAGGCACGUAUUUCUGUGUUGCCAUCAACAAAACAGACUUGGUGGCCGACCUGCAGCUAGCUCUGGUCCGCCACUCUGUUGAGGCUUCGUUGAGGUUGCUGGCCGAAAUCCCGGCUGAUAGGUACACAGUUAAAUGCGUGUCGGGCCGUGACGGCCGUGGCCUUGUGGAGCUAAUGGAAUGGAUCACAUCGAAGUUUCAGGCCCCUUGA